AUGAGUUUAAUCAUUCAUCACGUCUUUGUGUUUGAGUACAAAGGAUAUAUUUUUAUUAUAGAAAAAGUUGUCGGCUUCUUUCAAGAUUAUCAAACAUCAGAAAUAUCUCCAACAAGGUUAUGUUAUUAAAGUUUUGAGACCAGAGGUGAUUAGAUAAAUAUUUUUCUGAGAGAGUUAAAUUUCAAAUAUUUCUUGUUUUGGAAACCCGUUGGCAAUUAGCAAUUGAAACAGAGAGCGUCGCCGAAAACUAACACAAAUACUAAAACAAAAUAGCUUUAUUCAGAUAUGGAAUUUUAAAAUUAUGAUAACAAAGUUAAUAGAGUAAACCUCUAAAUACUACAUAAUGAAUAAAGGGGUAAGUUUCUAAAGAAACUGUGGUGCUGCGUCGGUGGGAGAGUAUAGCAGGUAAUUUAGUGUUAACAACUGGGUUGAAAACGUAAAUUUUCGUCUGAUGAAGGGCUAACGCUCGAAACGUCAGCUUCUUUACUCUUUACGGUGGCUAAUUUACGUUUUCAACCCAGUUGUUAACACUAAAUUACCUGCUCUAAAUACUACAACUAAACAAGUCUUGACUUGUAUUGUAUAGGAAUUCCUUUUUUCUUUUUUUUCCAAGUACCAUAUUACCACCUUUAGAUGCAGAUGUUUCUCGAAAUUACUCGAACAAUCGUGAAAAUGUUUAGGUCAUUAAUUAAAACUCAGCACACAGCAAGGAGUAACAGCCUUUCAUUCCCAUGAGAGACGAAUAGGUUAUUUCUCCUCACAGUAUCACGAAAACAGACGGGUAAUGUGUGAGCUGAUAAAGAAGAUAUAGACAUUGCACUAUUGAGCAGUAAUUUAUCAAAACUUUCGCCAUGAGAAAUACGCAGAAAAGGUGAUAAGGACUAAUGAUGAGAUUUUGAGAGUGAAAAGGUUUUAGGUUUUAUACCAUCUAUCUUAUUCUGCUGAUGAAACGAACCAGCGGUUACACAGGCAUAAGAUUAUGCGUACUGUAAGAAUACAACAAGGUAAUUUGGUAUUAUCAACUGAGCUGACAACGUAAAUUGGCUACCGUAAAUAAAAUCAAAGCCGACGUUUUCAGCGUUAGCCCUUCGUCAGAACGAAAGCAGAUAUUAUCAACCCAGUUGCUAAUAAAUGUCAAAUUACCCUGUUAUUCUCUCCCACCGAUGCAGCACCACUGUUUCUUAAGAAACUUACCCCCUUUUUUGUGAGAGUAACCGUCUAACGCCGUAAUGAAUUUUUGAUUGUCAGUGCAAGAGGCUUGGUAGAAAAAAAAGGAUUAAAUCCUUUCUUAGAAAGUUUUACCGAGAAAACAUCCAACUGAAAAAUUCAAAAGCGGUGACAAAGUUUUAGUCAAAACAUAAUUUGAUGCAGUUUUAGUUUUCUCUUAAACAAUUUGUUUUACUUAUUUUAAUGCUGAUCCUUAACAAUCUCAGGAGGCUGGCUUCGUGUUUGAAACUUGGUCUUCGACGGUUACUAUAAUUUUUAAGUGGAAACAACAUUUCAUAGGCUCAGUACUUACCCAAACAAGAUGUGUCUCACGAAAAGCCACGACAGAGUUAAAGAAAAAAAUGCAUGUCUUUUAAUCAACUUUAGAUUCCAUUGCAGUAAACAACAAGGACGAUGGAGCUGUAAUUCAGACUGCAAGUGGCGAGACGGAUGCUCAGCCCAAAGCCUGCGGCUCAUUUGAGAGGAUUCAAUUUGUUGAUGAUAGCUCGUUUUGGGCGGGAGUUUGUUCCAGUUGGAGAAAAGUAAAAGUUUUCUACAACGUUGAUAAAUGGGGACAUAGCCGUGAUCAAAACAGAUUGUAUGAUCAGUCUGCUUUUGAAGUAGCUCUGUACCAUUUGAAUCUGUGGCCGUAUACAACAAGAUGGGAUUGCGAUGAUUGGAAAGGCCCAAUAUUUCUUGAGGAUUUCUGGAAAGUUUUUGUCCGCUAA
Pocillopora meandrina is the source of this 1934-nucleotide messenger RNA. NCBI's taxonomy places the organism in Eukaryota, Metazoa, Cnidaria, Anthozoa, Scleractinia, Pocilloporidae. The record is from the annotation of a GenBank genome assembly.